GUUUAGAGUAAAGUGAAUAUUGCAAACUUGCAGAAAACGUAAUUUUCCAUUAAAGAACUAUCAAGUGCGUUCGUUUUGUGACAAUUUUCGUCAUUCAUGCGACGCGAAGCAUUUGAAACUAAGAAAACAUUGAUAUCUGGAUAGCGGCAUCGCUUUAAACAUAAAUAUAUAUCGCACACAUCUGUAGUUGAACAAUUUACUAUACUAUAACUACGAAAACUCGGAACGCGCUGCCUUCACAUUUUCUGUGUCGUGGAAGAAUUCGUUCUCGAAAUUGCCAUUGAUUGAUUUGUAAAAUGAGUGCCGUGGCUGCUAAUAUGUUUUGUGCAGUAUGCGGUGAUGCCGCUGCAAUGAUGUGCGAGCGUUGCCUGGAGCCGUAUUGCAAAAAAGAUUGUCAAAGCGCAGAUUGGCGACGCCACAAAUAUUACUGCAGCCCCAUGCCUGUGCUGGUGCCCAAAAAAAAUGCGCCGAGCUCUGAGCCGCCAAAGCUUGCAAAUAUUCCGAAACCAAAACCAAAUCCGAAUCCAAUCAAUACCGAAUUGGUGUCCUGCUCCAAGCCAGUGGUAUCUCCGUCCAAUGCAGUCAAGACCGUUGCAUCCGAGAACCAUGUGACUACCGCCAUAGUGAAAGACGAGAAGAAGCCACUGUCCUCUGUCUGGCGUGAAACGUUCUUGCCGCCGCUGAAAGACUUUUUCGAGUGCCGUGUGACGUACAUGGAAUCUGAUGGCGUCAUCUGGGUAGUGGAUGCGGCCAAUAUUGAGGUAAUGGAGCAAUUCAACGAGAACAUGCAGCGCGUCAAGCCAAAGCUUACCCUGGCCAAAUCUGUUGUUGAGGACUCGCUGGUUGUGGUUCAAGGCGACAAAAACAUGCAUCGCGGACAUGUGCUCUCUGUGGAUACGCAGUCUGAGACUGCUAUGAUCCGUCUGAUCGAUCAUGGAUCGGUAGUCACUUUUUCUUUGCUGGAAAUCUACGAUCCGCUGUCGCGCAUGGCAGAUAUCAAAACGUUUGCGAUUCAAGUGAAGCUGCUGUCGAAUACGGGCGUGCAGAGUAACAAGCAUCUGACGCUGCGCAUACUGGGCCCCAAGACCCAGGAGGGCGUCUACCCGGUACAGCUGAAGCCCAAGAUGACCAUUCCGCUCAAUUUGCCGAUUAAGAUGCUGCAGGUGAACCCGGAGGUGAGUCUGGUCCGGAUCCUGGAAGGUUGUCUGAAGCGCGAAGAGAAGCCCAUUGCCCUGCUUCAAAUAGCAACAAUAAAGCAGAUCAACGCCGCCAUGUGUGACAAACUGGAGGGAAAACAGCAACAGCCGAUCUCUGGCCCUCUUCCAUUAGAUACGUGCCCAACCAUAUUUUUGGCCACUCGCACCAACCAGGGCUACCGACGCGCCUUUUUGCUGGACGUAAUUGAAGGGCCGCCUGCGCGUACUUUCCUGGUGUAUGAGAUGGACGAGGGUCGCAUCUCCAUCACCACUGACGUGUGCCGCAUUCCCAGCGAGCUGCUCGGUCAUCCCAUUCAGACAUUUGCCAUGAAUCUGAGCGACGAAGAGCAACAGCCACCGCUGGAGCAACUGGUGGACAGCAUUGGGCCCGAUUUUACUCUCAAAUUGCGUCUGGAGAGCAUUCAAGGGCAGGAAAAGGUGCGCAAGGCCAGUGCCGCCUUGCUGUCCAAAGGGAAGCAGAUAGGCGAAGUGGAGCUGAAAACGUUCCUGGGUGAGGUGUCCACAAUGGGUCACAAGUACUGGCGUGAGGCGAUCAAGAACGGCACCAUGGUUCGCAUAACUCACAUUGUCGACUACAAGGAAGUCUUUAUCAGCUCCAGCGUCACCUUGCAAUAUGCAAACCUUUUCAAGCGCAUGGAAAAGAAGUGCAAACCCUUCGAGCCCUCGGUCCAGAUUCCGAUUGGCUGCAUUGUGCUGGUGGUGAGUCCCAAACUGGGACACUUCCGUGGCGAGAUCUCUGGUGUUGCAAACGACUUAUUCAGUGUCUACAAUAUUGACACUGGCGCAACACAUCAGGUGGAUGGCCAGUUCCUGCGCAUGGCCUGUCGUUUCCUCAACAACAUGCCCGUGAGUCUGUGGCGCGUCAAACUAAAGUCGGUUUGCGACAUUCCUGCAUGUGCAGUGACCCCAAACAAUGCCGGGUGUCAACUGAUGCAGGAGCUCUUGGCCGAAAAUGUCGAAUUUCGCGUCGAGAUCGUUGGGUCCAACAAUCAAUUGGUGGACUUGCAUUCGGGCUCGGGCGAGGGGACAUCGCUUGCGCUUCGAAUUCUGCCGCUAAUGUUUACGCCCGUUUCGAAUAAAUCGCAAGAAGUAGCUGCUACAGAUCCAGCUCCUGCGCCUGCUCCUGCUCCGGCGGCAGUUCCAGCUCCGGCAGCAGUUCCUGCUCCGGCAGAACUGAAAAGCUCUCUAAAAGAACUCAACGUCAAGACGUCUACAACUGCGUCAGAGAUGUCCAAAGAUCUUCCACCUUUGCCGCUAUCGCCCCCAGCUUCCCCCGCUAUCGAGACUAAAGAGACACCAAAAUUCCAACGUUUCUAUUACAAGGAUUUGCCUAAGGUUCUUAUUCCACUGAGCGCACGUGUUGAGGUUUUCCUUCUGAAUGCAACAGGAUUAUCGGACACUGGCGCCAUCACCGCCUGUCAUUUUAAAGACGAAGAAGAUGCUGCAAACUAUCAGAAUUUGUUUAAAUUAAUUGAUGACGAAGGAAAGUUGUCGCACCCGAACAUAGACUUUGUGCCAAGUGUUGGAGAAAUGUGCCUGGCCCUGUUCAGCGAGGACAAUAACUGGUAUCGUGGCGUAUGCGAGGAGAUACUCGGCAACAAGGCUCGCAUUUUCUACUGCGACUUUGGAAAUCGUGAGGUCGUUUCCGUCAAGAAACUCAAGCCCAUUAGCGCCAGUCUUUUUCAGGUCAUCAAUGCCACCAAAUGUUACAUCGAGGGUUUCGACAAGUCGGAGAAGUUCAGUCAAUGGCAGGAACAUAUUAAGACGGAAGUGCUCAUUCCGUGCACCGUCAAGGAGGGCCCCGACUCCGAUUCGCGUACCCUUGUCAUACUCGAUCUGGACAAGAUCGUGCCCCAACAAGCUUCCUAACUCAUUUUCGAGUUUUACCUUAAGACAACAAGGAUCGCGUUCCUUCAUUAUAAUCGCUAGUUAUAAGUAUUAAUACCACCGUACACCAUCAGUGUACGCAUCGAGACUUUUGAAAAUGUUUUUGAAAAUAUUCGUUUCUUUUCGCGAUUUAGUUUUUGUUUUUUUUUCGACUUGGCAGGUCCUGUAUAGAUGAUCCUUUAAUACA
Molecule: messenger RNA, 3291 nt
Organism: Drosophila obscura
Lineage: Eukaryota; Metazoa; Arthropoda; Insecta; Diptera; Drosophilidae
Exons: 6
Coding region: 297-3086 (929 amino acids)
Source: RefSeq, a predicted model, not a curated record